Cajanus cajan (pigeon pea) is the source of this 1474-nucleotide messenger RNA. It is a transcript of the gene CAS, whose product is annotated as calcium sensing receptor. The record is from RefSeq and is a predicted model, not a curated record. NCBI's taxonomy places the organism in Eukaryota, Viridiplantae, Streptophyta, Magnoliopsida, Fabales, Fabaceae. Gene Ontology annotation, biological process: regulation of stomatal closure; cellular response to calcium ion; de-etiolation.
UAAACCCCGAAAGCUCUUUGGAUUUUGGCCACACAUCUCUCAUCAUUAUAACCCACUCUGUCGAUCUCCACCAUCUAGUGAGAAACUAGCAAUGGAGAUUACUACCAUGGCUUCUUCGGCCACUCCAAGACCUCCUUCUCCACACGCAGUAGUCACCACCUUCAACAAGCCUCAACCAAGACGCGUCCACGUGGCACUUCCAACCUCAACCACCAUUUCACUCCUCGCUCUCUUCGCCCCUCCCAACGAAGCCAAAGCCAUCGCCAAGGACCAGAUUGUCUCUUCUCUCACCCAAGUGGAGAAAACCAUCGACCAGGUUCAGGAAGUGGGUUCGAGCGUGUUUGACACGGCGCAGCGUGUUGCUGAGGUUAUAGGGAACGCUUUGAAGCCUGGCAUCGAGACGGCGUUGCCGAUUGUGCAGCAGGCUGGGGAAGAGGCCUUCAAAAUUGCUUCCCCUGCCAUCUCCGAAGCUUCCAAGAAGGCACAAGAAGCGCUUCAAAGCUCCGGUGUCGAUACCGAACCUGUUCUUACUGCUGCUAAGACAGUGGCAGAUGCUGCACAACAAACGACCAAGGUGAUUGAAGUUGCCAAACCUAUAGCUUCAUCAACCGUCGAAACCAUAUCUUCUUCAGAUCCUACUGUGAUUGCUGGAACAGCUGGAGCACUAUUUGUUGCUUACCUCCUGAUUCCUCCUAUUUGGUCUGCCAUCUCUUCUAAUCUUCGUGGUUACAAAGGAGACCUGACUCCUGCUCAAGCCCUUGAUUUGAUAUCAACGCAAAGCUACGUUUUGGUUGAUAUUAGGUCAGAGAAGGAUAAGGACAAGACUGGUAUCCCUCGCCUUCCCUCUAGUGCUAAAAACAGGAUGGUUGCUAUUCCUUUGGAAGAACUGCCAAGCAAGCUCAAAGGGCAGGUAAAGAAUGUGAAGAAAUUGGAAGCUGAAGUAGUCGCUUUGAAGAUUUCAUAUCUCAAGAAAAUCAACAAAGGCAGCAACGUUGUGAUCUUGGACUCGUACUCGGACGUAGCAAAAAUAGUUGGAAGAACGCUAACCAGCCUUGGAUUUAAGAACACGUGGAUUGUUGCUGAUGGAUUCUCUGGGGGCAAAGGGUGGUUACAGAGUAGAUUAGGAACAGAUUCGUAUAACUUUUCGUUCGCAGAGGUGCUGUCACCAUCCAGGGUCAUCCCUGCGGCUGUGAGAAGUUUUGGCACAACCAGCAAUUCUAGAACCAAGCUUCUUCCUGGGGCUGACUAACUAUUUUUUUUUCUGCCCUGCAAAUAGAAAAAUCACUCUUGUGCAUGCUUCACUCCUCCUAUAUAUUUAUUUCAUUAUUUCCCAUGAUUAUUUCAUCUAUGAUCCAUCUCAAGUCUUUUGUUUCAACCUUUCUUCCGUUUGUGUAUGUGUGCCUACUUCGCCAAGUAGAAUGCCAAAAACUGUUGGCCACAUUAUAUUACAAGUGCCCUCUCAACUAUCUCUCAA